This is a messenger RNA of Tarenaya hassleriana, 1877 nucleotides long. Its product is annotated as RNA polymerase sigma factor sigF, chloroplastic. Gene Ontology annotation, biological process: regulation of DNA-templated transcription; DNA-templated transcription initiation. The record is from RefSeq and is a predicted model, not a curated record. NCBI's taxonomy places the organism in Eukaryota, Viridiplantae, Streptophyta, Magnoliopsida, Brassicales, Cleomaceae. Gene Ontology annotation, molecular function: DNA-binding transcription factor activity. Bases 182 to 1819 code for a protein of 545 amino acids. The transcript is spliced from 10 exons.
AAAUCUGGGGUCUGAAACGAGCCAAGCCACUUCCAUGGCGGUAUGACUUGAAAGAAAAAAAAUCCUACCUUUUGGUUUUGUUUUCUUAUCCUUUCGUCUGUAGAACGGCCUCAUGUUCUCGACUUAGCCAAAGCAGAAACCAGAAAACAAAAAAAAUCUUGAUUUUGGAUAAUUUAACGCAAUGGAUGCUGCAAGGAACUUGCUUUCUUCUUCUCCUUCGUUUCAGACAAAGACCCAUCUCAAGAACACUCACUCUUCUCCCCCCUCUGUAAUGAUGCUUCGUGAACAGACGGUUCCUGCAGUGAGUUCACGUCACGUUUCUUCUAUAUCCAGACAUUUUCCUGCAUCGGUGCUCUCGCAGGAGCCACGGGAUGAGUACAAACCUUUGUCACACUCUUUCAAAGAAGACAGAACAUCCCAGGUAACUAUGGAAAGGAGGCAGUUAGAGGAUACGGUUUCAUCUCGAGAAAACGAGAAAUUUGAGCAGCGAAUGCUCAACUCGAUCUGUUUAUGGAACAUGUUACUAGGCUCGGUAACAGCUGAAAAGCAAACGUCUUCAGUGGUAUCGCCCUUGGAAGACGCUGAACCUUAUGAUGUGGUUGCAAUGGCUAAGGAAGCUUUAUCAGCGUCAAAACGGGCUGCAGUUUUGGCUGAAGACUCCAAACUAUACCCAUCUGAUACCGGGAAUCCUCUCUCUACAAGCUCGGGUGAGUCUUUACUUGAAGAGAGAACCAUAGUGAGAUCAAAACGUCUCCUACAAAGGCGGGCAAAGAACAGGAAGGCUCCCAAAUCAAACGCUUUGGAGAACGAGGGUUAUGUAUCGCAGCAAGUUAACGUUAAGAAGAAACUAAAACAAGGGCUCGAUCCGGAUGAUCCCCUCCAGCUCUUCUUGUGGGGUCCUGAGACGAAACAGCUUCUGUCUGCGAAAGAAGAAUCGGAGCUAGUAGGACAGAUACAGGAUUUGAUAAGAUUGGAGAAGGUAAAGAGAAAGCUCCAAUCCGAAUAUGGUCGGGAACCGACAAUAGGUGAAUGGGGCGAAGCCUUGGGAUUAAGUUGCCAAGCCUUGAAGUCUGAACUUCACCGUGGCAGAAGCAGCCGAGAGAAGCUGAUUACUGCAAACCUACGUUUGGUCGUUCAUAUCGCUAAACAAUAUCAGGGACGUGGGCUCAAUCUUCAAGACAUGUUGCAGGAGGGAAGCAUGGGCCUAAUGAAGAGUGUGGAGAAGUUCAAGCCACAAUCCGGCUGCAGAUUUGCUACAUACGCCUACUGGUGGAUACGACAGAGCAUACGAAAGGCUAUAUUUCAGAAAUCGAGGACAAUCCGGUUACCGGAGAAUGUGUAUGCACUUCUGGGCAAGGUAACAGAAGCCAAAAGAACGUUGGUCAACGAGGGAAAUCAUCGCCCGGGUAAGGAAGAACUGGCGAGACGGGUUGGGGUUUCAAAGGAAAAGCUGGAGAAACUGAUGUACAAUACAAGAACGCCUCUUUCUAUACAACAGCCUGUUUGGGCUGAUCAAGAUACCACCCUUCAGGAAAUCACGGCAGACACGGCGGUUGAGACACCGGACAUGAUUGUAGGAAAGCAGCUGAUGAGGAACCAUGUCCGGAACCUUCUGAGCGUUCUGAGCCCAAAGGAGAGAAGCAUAAUCAAGUUAAGGUUCGGGAUCGAUGGCGGGAAACCGAGAUCUUUGUCAGAGAUCGGAGCUAUUUACGGGCUCUCGAAAGAGAGGGUAAGGCAGUUGGAGAGCAGGGCACUAUACAGACUGAAGCAGAAUCUCACUAGCCAUGGACUCAAUGCUUAUGCUGAAUUUCUUGUGUAGCUUCUGCAGUAGCAUCUAUCACUCGGCUUCUAUACAUAUAUAUAUAUAUAUAUGUAUG